Eucalyptus grandis is the source of this 2379-nucleotide messenger RNA. RefSeq names its product putative disease resistance protein At3g14460. The transcript has 3 exons. The coding region runs from base 1 to 2379 and encodes 792 amino acids. The record is from RefSeq and is a predicted model, not a curated record. Lineage: Eukaryota; Viridiplantae; Streptophyta; Magnoliopsida; Myrtales; Myrtaceae.
AUGGCGGAGGGCUUGGUACACAGAAACGAAGGAGAGAACCUCUGGAAGACAGGUCUUAAUUAUUUCAAGGAGUUAGUAUCGAGAUCUUUUUUUCAAGAAUCAAGCAGCAACAGUUUGUGGUUCUCGAUGCAUGAUCUUCUGAAUGACCUCGCAAAGUCAGUUACUGGCCCGACGCACUUUAGCUCACGGGGGUUUGACUCAGAGAGCAAUGAGAGUAAUGCAUCUUCAGCUCAUCAUGCAUCCUUCAUUUCGAGCUACGGAAUUGCAUCCGAAAGAUUUACGAUGUAUCACAGAAUGAAGCGACUAAGAAGCUUCAUCUCAUUGCCACCGCGACCCAGGAAGUUCGCGAUGUUGCAUUUGUCCCAAAGCGUGCUAGGUGACUUGCUGUCAGACUUGAAGUAUUUGAGGGUGUUUUCGUUGAGUCAUUAUUGCAUCAACGCGAUACCAGACUGUGUAGGUAAAUUGAGGCAUCUGCACUAUCUUAAUUUAUCUUACACUGAGAUUGAAAGGCUUCCUGAAUCCAUCGGUGGGCUGUUCAACCUAGAGGCUUUGAUAUUACGGGGUUGCCCAUACCUUGCUGGAUUGCCUCAACGUGUUGAGAAGCUGAUUAAUUUACGAUUUCUCGACAUUCGAGAAACCCGGAGCCUACAAACCAUGCCACGACGUAUAGGUAACUUGGUGAAUCUUGAGAUUUUGUCCAAGUUUAUUGUGGGAACAGAGAACGGGCGGAGGUUAAAGGAGUUAAAACACCUUGAGCAACUUAGAGGGGAACUGUUAAUCUCUGAUUUGCAUAGGGUAAAAGACGCUGGAGAUGCUAGGGAUGCUAAUCUACAAAUGAAGCGUGGAAUUGACCGGUUAAUCAUGAAAUGGAGCGAACCCCUUGUAGAUUCGCGGAAGGCAGAGCUUGAAAUGAAGGUCGUUGACUUUCUUCAGCCUCAUAAAGACCUUCAAGAUCUCACAAUCUCCCACUACAGCGGCAUUGAUUUCCCUUUCUGGUUGGGAAAUCCAUCGCAUCUCAACAUGGUCUCUUUGCGCUUGUGUGGCUGUCGUAACGUCGGCUCAUUACCAUCACUUGGGCUGCUAUCCUCCCUGAAAGAACUGCACAUCGAAGGUCUGGAUGCUGUGUGCUCGGUGGGCUCCGAAUUUUACGAAACUAUAGAGCCUUUUCCAUCAUUAACAACUUUGGAGUUCAAGGAUAUGCCAUUCUGGCAGGACUGGACUCAUGUUAAUGGUGCCGAAGAUACAGAAGUGCCGUUCCCUUGUCUUCAGUAUCUAAUGGUCCGCAAUUGUCCCUUGUUGAAGGGACGAUUGCCAGAAAAAAUAGAUGCCCUUGUGAGGCUUGAUAUCGAUUCAUGUCUCUCCGCAAGCUAUACUUCAGAGGCUGACACAGAUUAUGCUCAGAAUCUUGCUUGCCUGAAGAGCCUGGAUGUCACAAGUUGCCCUCAGUUCGUAUCUUUUAUAGCUGGAGAAAGUGAUAAAGAGUUGCCUAGCCGCCUUGAAGCUAUGAAAUUGAGCGAUUGUUCAAACCUAGAGAAACUUCCAAACAAGAUGCACAAUCUGGCCUCUCUUCGUAGCUUGAUCGUUCUUAACUGUCAAAACUCCGGUCCUUUCCAGAGACCGAUUCGGGCCACCAACACCACGGUCCACGUCCAGUGGCUUGAAGAUGUAAGAAUUUUCUAUUGUGAGCAAUUGGGAAGCUUGGCCCGGAGCCUGCACAAGCUCUCCCACCUCACUCGCUUGACGAUAUUUGGGUGCGCCGCUCUGGAGCUGGAGCACUUCCCUCCACUUCCUGCCAGCAUAUCCGAGUUCAGCCUCUGGAGUUGCCCGAAUGUAAAGUCUCUACCUGAUAAAUUACAUCACCUCACAUCCCUCCGGAGCCUAUAUAUUGUCGAUUGCGAGAACAUCAAAUGCUUUCCUGAGGGAGGGUUGCCUCCCAAUAUAGAGACCUUCGAGGUGAGGGUCUGCGUGAACAUGGAGCAGCAUGUGGGAGAGUGGAGCUUGCACACACUCGCGUCGCUCCAAUCUUUAUGGAUCGACGGGAGUGUUGGCGGACUUGGAGAUAUGGUGUGCUUUCCUCCAGACAGCGACGGCAACGACCAUGAUAUCCUCCCUUCCUCUCUCACCUAUCUUAAUCUCUCCGACAUGAGGAACCUAGAGAGUCUAUCAAGUGGCCUCCCUUGCUCUCUCCAGCGCUUAUACACUCGUGGAUGCUGGAAGCUGAGGUGCUUUCCCAAGGCCGGCCUUCCUUCCUCGCUUGAGCAUUUGUCCAUCGGAGACUGCAAACUUCUCGAAGAGCGAUGCUCAAAGCACGCCGGCGACUACUGGCACCUCAUCAAAGAAAUCCCGACCAUCUACAUUAAUAAUGAUCUGAUCUCAUGA